Corylus avellana is the source of this 4505-nucleotide messenger RNA. RefSeq names its product AAA-type ATPase family protein. Gene Ontology annotation, biological process: DNA-templated DNA replication; DNA repair. Gene Ontology annotation, cellular component: DNA polymerase III complex; DNA replication factor C complex. Lineage: Eukaryota; Viridiplantae; Streptophyta; Magnoliopsida; Fagales; Betulaceae. Gene Ontology annotation, molecular function: DNA binding; DNA clamp loader activity; ATP binding. The record is from RefSeq and is a predicted model, not a curated record.
CCCCCAUCUCUCUCUCUCUCUCUCCCUUAUAUACACAGUUAGAAUAGAAUACUGUUGUUACUGACUUACUGAGCUGUCCCUCUCUAUCUCUCUGAGACUAUCGUUUUCUUUGAAAGGAGGGCUCGUGAAGUGCAUGUGAAGCUUGGCGAGAGAUCCACGGACUUGAUGAUCGAAACGGGUCUCACUAUGCUUUGCUUUUUCUGAUUCAGGUGGUGUUUUGUGGUGGUUAAUGCUGCUUCUUGGGGGGUGGCAUUUGAGUUUGGUGCUUUCAAAGCUUGGUUCUUUUUGAGCUUGGUUUCUUGGGUUAAAGGUUUUGCGGUGCCUACUUUAUGGUUUUUGUUGGUGGGUUUUCUGCCUUCGAGUGAGAAAUGAUUCGUUUUGAAAGCUUUGUUGUACUUGGGGGGUAGUUUUCUAGUUUGGGGAGUUAUUGUUGGAAAUGGGGUUACGGGAUUUGGUAAUAAGUGCUGGGUUAUUGAUGGAGGAUCUCUAGAUGCUUGAAUUUCGGCAUUGCUGUGGGCUUUGAUAUGCCAUCAGUGAGAUAUAGUUGGUGGGUGUUCAGGAACUUUGUAAAGCUUGUACUGCCAUAAUUGCAAAGAUUGGCGACAGUUAUACAAUAAGAAAUGCUAUAUACUUUGAUUUGUUUCCUUAAUUUUAAAGAGAUCCUGCUAUUGGAUGCAUUGAUGUUCUGAUCAUGACCAGAGCUGUCCGUAAUAGGAUUCUUAAGGAUGCAAAUGGUGAUAUUAGUGAUCAUCUACGCAACCACAUACAUUUGACAAAUUGUAUUCACUUGAAGAAUCAUAUGCACAAGCAGAGCCCCAUAUUAGCCGAUAGGUCUAUUAUGAGGGACCUUGUCGUCCUUCAGAGAUCAAGAUCUCUCAGGGAUCCAUCUGCAAGUCCUCCCUCAUGGCAUUCUCCUUCCAUUAUUGAUCUACUCCCGAAGAAGGGUGAAAAUGAUGCCAUGAUUCGGGAGGGGAGAAGGUCUAUAGGUAUUGAGCGUCGGAGGGAAGCUAGGAGGAUGUCGGGAAGCUCACCACCCUUAGCUAAUUUAGCCACAUCAAAAGUUGCACCCGGUGAGGUUGGAGAGGUUAAUGAUGGGGUAGCGGCAAUCAGUGAACAUAGUUGCAAGAGUGGAGUUGGGAAUGGUAGAAGAGUUAGGAGAGAGGAAUCUAGUAGGAAGAGUAGUAGGAUUGAUGCUUUGCAUGGCAAUGAGGAGUCUCCACUUUGUCAAGAUGGUAAUGAUUGGGCUCAUAAUGUUGUUUCGGGAAAUUCUGAAUCUAAAGAUAGAUCGAGUAGAAAAAAGGGGAAGCAUAUUGGAGGUGUUCAACUUAAGACCCUCUCUGAGCAGUUGGAUAAUGUUCCAAUGAAUAGUGAUGAUGUAGCAUCUUCUAACAUCCGUCUUCGUGGAAGACAUUCUCAAUGGCAGAAAACUGUUGAGGAACCAGAAGCCAGCAUUCAUGGGUACUGCAGUGGGUUAAAUAGAGUUAACAGGCGCAAGUUUCGAGGCACAAGAAGAGCUCGAGGUGCUACGGCUUCAAGAGAUAGUGGAGCUCAGAAUGAAUUGUCUGUGGCAUCUAAUACAUUAGCUCAAGGUUCACGCCCCAAGUAUUCCAUGGAAAUGGGAGAAGAAGAGUAUGCUGAACCGAAUGUCACUAGGGCUCCAAAAAAUGGGUGUGGGAUUCCUUGGAAUUGGUCAAUAAUUCAUCACAGAGGUAAAACUAUUCUUGACAUGGCUGGAAGAAGUUUGUCUUGUGGUUUGUCAGACUCAAGGUUAAAGAAAGCGGGUUCAACUGCGAAUGGGCGAGAUAUGUCUAACAUGCCAAUGGUAUCCGACUACUCAAGCUCAUCUACAAGAUCUAAUGCAGAGGCAGUGCCUCUGCUAGUUGAGGCAUCUGGAUCUCAGGAAAGCACUGAAAAUGCUGGUUGGGUCCGCGAUUAUUCUGGUGAACUUGGUAUUUUUGCUGAUAAUUUAUACAAGCAUGAUGUUGAUUCUGACCUUGCUUCUGAAGCUAGAUCUGGUGAUCAACACAAGUUGAGAGGCUACCGCAAUAGCAGACACAAGAGCCUGACACAAAAGUACAUGCCGAGAACCUUCAGGGAUCUGGUGGGACAAAAUUUAGUAGCACAAGCUCUUCUAAAUGCUGUCAUGAAAAGGAAGGUUGGUUUGCUAUAUGUGUUUUAUGGACCUCAUGGCACAGGUAAAACUUCCUGUGCCCGUAUGUUCGCUAGAGCUUUAAAUUGCCAGUCUUUGGAACAUCCUAAACCUUGUGGCUUUUGCAAUUCUUGCAUUGCACAUGAUAUGGGUAAGAACAGAAACAUAAGGGAAGUUGGUCCAGUCAGUAAUUUUGACUUUGAGAGCAUUAUGGAUUUACUUGACAAUAUGAUUGUCUCCCAGCAGCCAUCACAGUUUAGAGUGUUUAUCUUUGAUGACUGUGAUACUUUGUCCCCUGAUUGCUGGAGUGCCAUAUCAAAGGUCAUUGAUCGAGCUCCCAGACGUGUGGUUUUUGUCCUUGUCAGUUCAAGUCUUGAUGUUUUGCCUCAUAUAAUCAUAUCCAGGUGCCAGAAGUUCUUUUUUCCAAAGCUGAAGGACGCUGAUAUUAUUUAUACUUUGCAAUGGAUUGCAAGCAAAGAAGAUCUAGAAAUUGAUAAGGAUGCACUAAAACUUAUCGCAUCAAGAUCAGAUGGAUCAUUGAGGGAUGCUGAGAUGACUCUUGAGCAACUGAGUUUACUUGGGCAGAGAAUCUCUGUCCCUCUGGUUCAGGAACUGGUUGGGCUUAUCUCAGAUGAGAAAUUGGUAGAUCUUCUUGAUUUAGCACUCUCUGCAGACACAGUUAAUACGGUGAAGAAUUUGAGAGUAAUAAUGGAAACUGGUGUAGAGCCAUUAGCUUUGAUGUCACAGCUUGCUACAGUAAUUACCGAUAUACUUGCUGGUAGUUAUGACUUCAAAAAAGAAAGGCUUAGAAGGAAGUUCUUCCGACGACAACCAUUAUCCAAAGAAGAUAUGGAAAAACUGCGUCAAGCUCUGAAAACUUUAUCUGAGGCUGAAAAACAACUGAGGAUGUCAAAUGACAAAUUAACAUGGCUAACUGCUGCAUUGCUUCAACUUGCUCCAGAUCAGCAGUACAUGUUACCCACUUCUUCAGACAAUAGUUUUAAUCACAGUCCCCUGGCCCUAAAUAAUGCGGGUGGAAGGGAUUCAGCCAGAAGAGUAGGUGAGCAUUCUGGGAUGGCCAAUAAAGAGAGAACCUUGUCAGCAAACGCCAGAAAAGAAAAUUUCCAUGCGGGAAGUUCUGCUGAUUUCUCUGGAAAUGGCACACAUAAGGGUAUUAGUUUAGAGAAAAAAAGACAUGUUGGGACUUGUAUGGUUCAUCAACAGACAUCUGCGUACGCUGCUGAUAUGACUAAGGUUAGUGGCCGGCAGAUUUCUGGUAAAAGCCGUAGAGGAAUUGAAGAUAUCUGGUGGGAGGUGCUUGAGAAAAUUCAAAUUAAUGGCGUAAAGGAGUUUUUGUAUCAAGAAGGGAAGCUGAUCUCUGUCAGCCUUGGAGCAGCCCCUACUGUGCAGUUGGUGUUCAGUUCACACCAGACAAAAUUGACUGCAGAGAAGCUUGGGGGGCAUAUCUUAGAAGCAUUUGAGACCGCUCUUGGGUCCCCAGUGACGAUUGAAAUAAGAUGUGAAUCAAAGAAAGAUUCAGGAUCAGGUGUACAUGUGCCUCUUGUCUUACCACCUUCAAAGGACGGUUCAUCUCAAAUUAGAGAUACAAAUGGGGCCAGCACCCAAGCUCAGAUCUUGCAGUCUGACAAUCUUGGAAUGGGAAGGAGUGAAAUUGUAGAAGUAGCAGCUUCUUCCAGGGAACCCAAGGGUAAUGAGCAUGUUGAUAAUCAUGCAGUGUCUGAUAAAAGUGGCUUGGGAGGUUCCCAGGUGGGAGAAGGAACAGUUUCUUCUUCUAAGCAAUCAACCAUGGCUUCACUCCCAGAAAGAAGAAAGCUUGGGGAACAAAGUCAGAGCCAGAGCCUUGUCAGAAGCAAGGUGUCCCUUGCACAUGUAAUUCAGCAGGCAGAAGGAUGUACACAGCGAAGUGGAUGGUCAAAACGCAAAGCAGUUUCUAUUGCUGAAAAGCUCGAACAAGAGAAUUUGAGAUUGGAACCAAGAUCGAGAAGCUUACUUUGCUGGAAAGCAACUAGAGUAACUCGUCGGAAGCUUUCACGUUUGAAAAUUAGGACACGGAAACCACAUUCGUUGCUGAAGCUUGUCUCCUGUGGAAAGUGUCUCUCAGCUAAAUCUCCAAGGUAAUACAAGAAAAGAAUGGCUUAGAAGAGUGAUUGUACGACCUCAUUUGCAUUACUUGUAUUUAGCAUUUUUCCUUCAGUUUACUAGGUUAAUUUAAUCUUCAAAUGAUUUUUCAUUGAAUAAAAGUAUGAUUUAGAUCUGAUGCGAAAAUGUAGGAAACAAAUUAGAUUGUGCAGCCUCUAUUAAUGAUAUAAUUUUUUUAUGAGCUACAAUUUAUAUU